This is a messenger RNA of Owenia fusiformis, 603 nucleotides long. The record is from the annotation of a GenBank genome assembly. Lineage: Eukaryota; Metazoa; Annelida; Polychaeta; Sabellida; Oweniidae.
GAAUGCAAAACUUGCUGAACUAAAGAAUUAUGAACUAUUUCAACACAUGUUCCGACAUUAUGUAUUUGAAAGCUGAUGAACCGUGCAGUUAUGCAAUAUAUAGGAAUUGGGUAUUGUUUCUUCAAAUAUAUUAUAUAUUAUCAAGACAGAUAGUUUCUCCUGUCCAAAUAACUAUGCCAGAUUUGCGAUCUUCCCAAAACCAGAGUGCUGCUGAUCAAUAUGUUGAUGCUAUUCAACAAUCGUGGAAAGAUACUAUAUCGAAUGAAAGAGACAAUUUCAAUUCCAAACGAUCAGAUUUUAAUCACCACAAAAUAGUGUAUGAACAGUGGAACGAUUCGAAACAGCGUAUUGCCAAACAUUUUCGGUCUUCUCCAAACAGUAUACAAUUGGGAUUGUUAGUAAAAACAGUUUCAAAUCAAAAUGAAGAUCCCGUCGGAGUCGGAAAAUAUGAAGCUCAAGGAGAAGUCAGUAAGAUUCACCAAACACAGAACGUUCCGGAUUCUAUCGAGAAAUGUGCAAAAACAAAACUCUUGAAAAGAAUACGCAGAUCUGAGGCUACAACUACAGUUGCUCACACAACUACAGCUGAUGCUACAACAACAG